AUGGUCUCCUCUAGAGCCUUACGACUGUUCCAGAAUGGAUUGAAUGUCAAAUCGACCUCACAAUGCUCUCGAUAUUGGGCCCCAAAGAAGUCCAGUAAUGCAACAAUUAUCCUCACGCGUUCAUGUGCAUCCUGCGAAAGUCCAUCGAAAGUCGCAAAACCUACCACAACCCUCCCAACCCCAGCAGCUGAUCAUCGGCAGCUAGGAAUUGAACAAGAACUAUUUACUACUUCUCCUUAUAGUCCUGGCUCACCUCUAUUUCUUCCUAAAGGUGCGCGCAUGUUCAAAGCAUUGACCGAAUUUCUCAGUGCACAAUAUUCACAUUUCGGUUUCGAAGAGGUCAUAACACCUACAAUAUAUAAAAAGUCAUUAUGGGAAAAGUCGGGACAUUGGGAGAAUUAUGCCGAAGAUAUGUAUUCAGUAAUUGGUCGUGGUGCGUCAGGAGAAACAGUUGAGGGUCAAAAGGGAGAGAAUGAAGAAUAUGGUUUGAAGCCAAUGAAUUGUCCGGGUCAUUGUUUAAUAUUUGCAUCAAAGCAAAGAAGCUAUCGUGAGAUGCCUAUUAGAUAUACUGAUUUCAGUCCAUUGCACAGGAACGAGAUAUCUGGUGCGUUGAGCGGGUUAACUAGGGUACGAAGAUUCCACCAAGAUGAUGGGCACAUCUUUUGUCGACCUUCACAGAUAAAAGAGGAGAUCUCUAAAACAUUGGAGUUUGUGAAAAUGACGUACAGCACAUUGGGACUUGGGAUGAAUUAUAGAUUGGUGUUGUCUACUCGACCAAGCGAUCACUACAUCGGAACAAAGGAAGAAUGGGAUAAUGCUGAGAAAGCAUUAAAGCAGUCAUUGGAUAACAGUGGUCGAGAAUGGACGAUGAAUGAAGGGGAUGGAGCUUUCUAUGGACCAAAGAUUGACAUCAUUUUGAAAGAUUCUGAUGGAAAAGAGCAUCAAACUGCAACGAUUCAACUUGAUUUUCAGCUACCAAAACGUUUCGAGUUAGAAUAUCAAGCCCCCGCACCAGAGAUUGAAGCAAAGGGAGAGAUUACACAUGACCCUAUUCUGUUGGCUAAGCAAGGACCAGUGACGCCGGUUUUAAUCCAUCGAGCUAUCCUAGGGUCUGUCGAAAGAAUGAUGGCACUUUUAAUAGAACAUUACAAUGGCCGUUGGCCAUUCUGGUUAAACCCUUCUAAAGUCACUAUCCUUACGGUUAAUGAUUCUGAAGUAGUUGUAAAAUACGCGAAAGUGGUCAAAAAACAACUAGCACAUCAUUCACAUCACAACUUAUUCCCAAGAUCGCGUCACGCCGUUGAAAUUCCAAUUGAGCUAGAUGAUAGUCCACGAUCGCUCAAAAAGAAGAUAUCCGAAGCAAAACGGAAACGUUACGGGGCAAUAAUCGUCAUAGGCAACCAAAAUGUUGAUGACAAGACUGUCACAGUUGACUUAUCAGGUAUCCCAGAGAGCGAACACUUGAGCCCGGGAAAGGAUAUUCGGCAGAUCUUGAGCCAAAAUCACACAUUUGAGGAUGGCAAGACAUGGGAAGAACGGUUAAAAACGUUGACUAUUAAUCCUUCGGGGCUUAGGAAUGUGUUUUCAUCACUGCUCCAUCGGUAUAUGUAA
Messenger RNA from Sclerotinia sclerotiorum 1980 UF-70, 1611 nucleotides. RefSeq lists its product as hypothetical. The transcript has a single exon. Gene Ontology annotation, molecular function: threonine-tRNA ligase activity; ATP binding. Gene Ontology annotation, cellular component: cytoplasm. Gene Ontology annotation, biological process: threonyl-tRNA aminoacylation. Lineage: Eukaryota; Fungi; Ascomycota; Leotiomycetes; Helotiales; Sclerotiniaceae. The coding region runs from base 1 to 1611 and encodes 536 amino acids. The record is from RefSeq and is a predicted model, not a curated record.